This is a messenger RNA of Fusarium subglutinans, 3075 nucleotides long. RefSeq lists its product as uncharacterized. Bases 1 to 3075 code for a protein of 1024 amino acids. The record is from RefSeq and is a predicted model, not a curated record. The transcript has 3 exons. NCBI's taxonomy places the organism in Eukaryota, Fungi, Ascomycota, Sordariomycetes, Hypocreales, Nectriaceae.
AUGGGUCACGAUGCCGAACCCACGACACCAGGUACAAUUUCGCCAGAGUCAAUACCCUCGACUGGGCUCAGCGUGGUCUACGAGCCCCCGAAUGAUAAGCCAGUGGUUGAUAUCAUCAUGGUCCACGGGCUAAAGGGCCACCCUUACAAAACCUGGAGAUUUAUGCCGUCAGAAAAGGCCGAUAAAGCAUCGACACAUUCUGACAACGGGAUCUUAAAACCCAAGUCUUCUAAACGCCUUGAGUUCAGAAACAGCUUCAAGACCUGGAUGAAAGGAUCAUCAAGCAAGGACUGCCUCGAUCAAGGGAUUAUUGACUCUCCGCGUAGUACUUUCUCGGGGACUUCAACCGCUGAGUCGACUGUCUUUUGGCCGGCUGACCUUCUUCCUCAACUGUGCAAAAAUGCUCGCAUUUUGACCUUUGGAUACGAUACCAAAGUGACAAAGUUCAUGUCUGGACCAACCAAUAUGAACAGCAUUUUCUCUCACGGAAAGGACUUUCUCUUUUCUCUCGGACGCAUGAGAGUACCGGACCGUCCUAUUAUAUUUAUUGCUCACAGUCUUGGCGGUAUACUUGUGAAAGAGAUGCUGGCAUUGUCCUCAACUUCAGACAUCAAUUUGGUGAAGGGAAUAGUUGGGUGCACUGCUGCGGUAAUAUUCCUGGGAACACCCCAUCGCGGAAGUCCUGAACUCUCGGCCAUCGGGGAAUGGGCUAGAUCCGUCUUGAAUUCCUUUCAUUUCCAAACGACUUCAGCAAUUCUGGAUGCUCUUGGUCUUAAGACAACUGACCUUGAGCGAGCUCAUGAAGCGUUUUCUAGACUUUGGCUACAUUAUGACUUCAGAGUCAAGACCUUUCAGGAAGGCUUUGGACUUACUGGGAUCAAACUGGGAGUCCUGGGAAACAAGGUUGUACCUCAUGAUUCCUCACUCAUUGGAGAUUCACGAGAACAUGCGGAAACUCUGCAGGCCAACCACAUGGAGAUGUCUCGAUUCAGCAGCUCUCAUGAUCCUAACUUUGUCAAGGUCGCAGGAGAGAUUGUGGAUAUCUACACCGCAGUAGAGCGCGAACAGACUGAUCACAUCCAGACUGGGCCUUUUCGGCUAACUAGCGAAGCAAGCCCGGCUGCGCAAUAUGGUUCGAGAGAUCAGCAAAAUGUCAUUGACAAGAAGAUGUUAAGCACUCUGAUUCAAUCCCUACGCUUCAGCGGAAUGGAUACUCGGCGCGAAUGCAUUUCUCUCCCUUCGAUAAACACUGGACAGUGGCUCUUCCAAAACCCAAUAUUCCGCGCCUGGCAAAUGAGCAACCAUUUCAGCAAGCGAUUGUUGUUUAUUAAAGGCAAACCGGGAGCCGGAAAGUCGACACUCAUGAAAGAGGCCGCCCGAAGAACAAGGUCAGGGUUCCAAGGACGCGGAUGCUGCGCAAGCUUUUUCAUCAACACUAGGGGCGAUUUACUAGAAUGUUCACCAAGUGGGAUUCUAAGGUCUCUGCUCUGUCAACUCUUGACCUGCUGUGAGGACCUCAGAAUCAAUCUGGAGUCAGAGCCGGCUAUUGUGCUUAUGCGUAACAUGCGAGAGAAGGCUGCACUGUCGUCGAAAGAGUGGUCCGAUCAACAUAUGGAGAGUUUGCUCACUGAUGUCCUCGAAGUUCUUUCAUGUGAACUAGUUCCUGUCUAUAUCUUUGUGGAUGCCCUUGAUGAACUUGGCUCUGGAGAAGAGAGACAUGUGGUUGCGUUCUGGAUGAACCACGUCCAGUCGCAAAUAUUCCGGAAUACGCGAGUCUGCUUAUCCUGUAGGCACUUCCCCAACAUUUCAACCGCGGGAUGCCUGGAGCUGGUACUAGAUGCACACAACAGCCCUGAUAUUCUCACGUACAUAAACCUUCGAUUGAAAAGCCAUAUACACGAGGGGGAAGAGCACUGGCGUACAGACCUAUCCAAGAAGAUAUUCUCGAUGUCAACUGGAGUCUUUCUGUGGGUCGUGCUUGUAAUAGACGCCGUGUGUAUACACUACGAUCAGGGACAUAGUCUACGAGCCCUUGUACGCCUCGUUGAAGAUACCCCGACCGAACUGAAGGAGGUAUAUGCGCAGAUCAUAAGUACUCUUGUCGAGAGCGAAAAGUUACUUGCCUUGAGACUAUUCCAAUGGGUUACUGGGGCAGCGAGGCCGCUACGACUCGAUGAAUGGCACCACGUCCUGGCUUUUAUCGCGGCUCGGCCACCGAAAUCACUCAAGGAAUGGCGAGAGUCACUUACGUUCACUGAAAAUGAUCACCAACUCGAAAGGAUGAUUAAAACACUCUCAAGGGGCUUGUUGGAGAUAAGCAACAGUCAGUGUGACAUUGGGGCUAGCAAAGAAGCUGGGACAUCAUCUAUAAACGCAGGUGCUGGAUCUCUCGACCAUGAACAAGGUUCAGCUCGUGUCGUGCAAGUUAUACAUGAGUCGGUGUAUGAUUUCCUGAUGUUGCAGGGAGGCUUUGAACUCCUAGGAUGGACUGGAACCAGCAUCAUUGCCGACUGUCAUUGUAUGAUUGCCAUUACGUGUCUCAACUACAUGAACAUCCCAGAGCUGGAUGACCUUGUCGUCGCGCGUCAACUAAACAUGAUACGUGAUGUAGUAGCGUCCUCAAAGUGCUCUUCACUCAUGGAAGAACUCCAAGACUCGCACACGAGAGAGACUACCUUUGGUCCGAAGCGCACACUGGAUGGUCUUGUUACAUUGCCCAGGAUAGAUCCACAGAAGCUUGUCGAGGCUUGGGUCUGGAACGAGCACUUGGCAUCUUGCUCGAGCUCUAUCAGAGACACAGCUCACAAAUCAACCGCCUCCGUAUCUACUCGUGUCAAGUCUCAAGCGCUGAAAGACUAUCCCGCAUUACUUCUAUACGCAGCGUCCGAGCUGGACUACCACAUUCAUCUAGCUGACUCGGCGACGUCAGAACGCAUGAAAGCGAAACUUCACCGUCGCCUCUGGGACGAAGAAUUGAAGAAGCGACUGGCUGCGCUUGAUACAAAAAUGUGGGUUGAGAAGGACAUGAUAGAAGUUGAAAGCGAUAUUAGCCUGUCCUCUAGGUCUUCAACGUAA